AUGCAGCUGUGCUGGGUCUUUGCAGUAGUUACCUGCUGCUUCUUGUCAUUUUCCAGUGAUGCUUUCCAAAGAAUUCCACUCAAGAAAAUGCCCUCCAUACGAGAAACUCUCCAGAAGAUGGGCAUAAAAGUGGCAGACUUCUUCCCUUCCUUGAAGCAUGGGAUAUACUUUCUAAAUGAUGGUUUUUAUAAUGGAACAGCUCCUACCAUCCUCACAAACUACCUGGAUAUGCAGUAUUACGGCGAAAUCAGUAUUGGCACACCAGCUCAGAUCUUCAAAGUAGUCUUUGACACAGGGUCAGCCAAUCUUUGGGUGCCAUCCCAACAGUGUUCCCCAUUGUACAGUGCUUGUGUUUCACACAACCGCUAUGACUCUUCCAGAUCAAGUACAUAUAAGCCAAACGGAACAGAAAUUGCAAUACAAUAUGGCCAAGGAUAUGUUAAAGGUUUUCUUAGCCAAGACAUUGUCAGAGUGGCUGAUAUUCCUGUUGUUCAGUUGUUUGCAGAAGCGAUAGCACUGCCCAACAAACCUUUCAUUUAUGCCAGAUUUGAUGGGGUACUUGGUAUGGGGUAUCCCAGCCAAGCUAUUGAUGGUGUUAUCCCAGUGUUUGAUAAGAUAAUAUCUGAAAAAGUCUUGUCUGAGGAAGUUUUCUCCGUCUACUAUAGCAGAAACUCUGAGAUGAAUACUGGGGGAGAGAUUAUCCUGGGAGGCAGCGACCCAUCUUACUACACUGGGGACUUCCACUAUGUCAGCAUUAGCACACCAGGCUACUGGCACAUUGAUCUUAAAGGGGUGUCUCUGGGCAGUGAGAUGCUUUUCUGUCAUGAGGGUUGCACAGCAGCAGUAGAUACUGGGUCCUCCUUUAUUACCGGUCCAGCUAGUGCUGUGUCUAUAUUGAUGAAAUCCAUAGGAGCUACUUUGCUUGAAGAAAGAGAUUAUGUUGUUGAAUGCAAGAAAAUCCAUUUGCUGCCUGAUAUUUCCUUCCAUCUUGGAGACAGAUCCUACACUCUCAGUGGCCAUGCCUAUGUCCUCCAGUUUUCUGACUAUGGGAAAGAGCUCUGUGCUGUGGCGUUCUCGGCUUUCGACAUUCCUCCUCCUCUGGGCCCCAUCUGGGUUCUGGGUGCUACCUUCAUUGGGCAGUACUACACAGAGUUUGACCGACAGAACAACCGGAUUGGCUUCGCCAGAUCCCUUUGACACCAGGAGCCUACUGUUUUGAAAGUUGCUUUUUA
Anolis sagrei ordinatus is the source of this 1232-nucleotide messenger RNA. It is a transcript of the gene REN, whose product is annotated as renin. Gene Ontology annotation, molecular function: aspartic-type endopeptidase activity. The record is from RefSeq and is a predicted model, not a curated record. Gene Ontology annotation, biological process: angiotensin maturation. Lineage: Eukaryota; Metazoa; Chordata; Lepidosauria; Squamata; Anolidae.